AUGUGGGAUAGAUUCAAGAUUGUUCCCCAGAACGCGGGAAGACAGAUCGACCACCCACUCGACGACGACAGGAUACGCGUGGGCCUCGGAAUCGGCUACGGUGGCCAGAAUGCACCAAGGGGAUACAGCUACUCGAUCAAGGGCGGCCCAGCCCCUCCGCGGCCACCUCGCGAGUUCUUCGAGUCUCAAUACGAGACCGUGCCCGUAGUGAAGGAACCGCCUCGUUGCAACCCAAAUCGCAUCACGGCCCGGGCUGCAGAUUUCCGCCCUACCUCCUCCGUCUAUUCUCAGGACUCUCUACCAUACGUUGCGAGCUACGCUGUGAACUACACCGCAACCGUGGCGACCAAAUACAACGAGGAUGACGGGCCGGAAUAUCACCAUACCGCGGGGAUUCCUCCCAGCACGGGCGCCCCGAUAAAUGACAGGUCGGGUUGGUCGUAUGCCCCGGAGCCACGGCAGGCGCCCCAGAGCCCGCCGCGCAACCGUGGGACAGCCAGCAUUCCGGCGAUGCGCCGCGAGCGCAGGAGACAGUCGGACGCCGCCACGCGCGACUCGAGAGCGAACCAGCCCGGCGCGGCGCCGCAGCAAACCCGGAAUCCACCCGCCCGGGAAGCCCCCCGGUGGGACCCACUCACGGGGGAGCAGGCCAACAGCGCCCGCGGCCGGCCGGCGCAGGUCAAGCCCGCCGAGUACGCUCAAGGCCCGGGGAUCCCACCGCAAGCAUGGACCGAGCCGCGGAAGAGCCCGACCGCCGCUCCGCCGUCCUUCACCGAUCGAGUGAAGAGGAUAGCCAAGAAAGCCGCGGCGGCGAGGGAGGGUAGCACGGACCCCGCCGCUGGCGCUUUCACCUCGUCACGCCCGGGCUGGCGCGGCGCCAGCGGGCGUAUCGCCAUCGUCGACCCGGUAUAUGAUAACCCCAAUGUCCCCCCGCUGCAGAUUCCCGAGAAGAGCAGUAAGAGGAACGUCGCGGUCGCAACCGGGCCCAAGUCCAACUUGACCCCAGAGGGUCCGGUCCGCCGCGACCAGACCCCGCCCGUCAGCCCACCCGCAUCUGAAACACCAACCCGGUCUGCUGCGCGGGAGGCCAUCAGAAGAAUCCUGCCCAGCGCCCAUUCCCCGGCUGCGACCCAGACUCAGCAGCACCAGACUGGUCAGGGGUACCCUAGCCCCCCUCUGCCGGAAAACUCGGCGAGAGACGGUACCCCCGCUGUUGCGGCGGCCCGGGAGCUCGUGUGUGAUGGCCACUACGGUGCGCCCGCUCAUCCCAAUCCGCCCUUGCAAUCACCCGAGUCGUCGAACCAAUUUCGCCGGAAACCGCCGCCGCCGGUACAGACAAACCCGCAGCACCAACACCAGGUGUCUGUCUCAUCCGUCUACUCACAGCAGACCAACGCUCCCCAUCCUUCGCCGCUGCCAUUACCGGACAACCCGCAACCGGCGGAGAAUGCGGAAGAGCCCUACGUGCCCCCACCCUCACGCUUCAGCAUCACCACCUAUGCCACCAGCAACACGGGCACUACCCGCGACGAUGCCGACGAGCAUCCCAACGAGGACCAGCCGCCCGUCCCAUCUCUUCCAGCUGACCAUCAGCAGCAACACGCCGACGGCGGCCGGCCCUCGUUCGACCAUAAUAGCCCCGCGACCUCGCCGCCCCAGCCCAUCCCCCGCAGUCAUCCGUCCGCCAGCGCCGAGCAGCAAACUCCGGCAAGCACGUCCACCGCUGCCGCCGCCGCCGCCACCUCCGCCACCGUCGCCCCCAACCCAGCCGUCGGCCGCGCCCUCGCCCAGGACCGCCCGUCGUCCCGCGCGUCGGACAUCAACAAGACGCUGCCGCCGGCCCCGCCGGAGCAGAGCGCCGACCAGGCGCAGGACCGCGUGGGCCUGCUCAACGCGCAGCUCCGGUCGCUCGCGAACCGGCGCAUCAACAUCAACCGGUCCAUCGAGCAGAUGACGCAGCUGAUGCCGACCGACAAGCUGAUGAACUCGGCCGAGGUGGUGCGCAAGCGCGAGAUCGAGAAGCAGAAGGUCGAGGCCCUCCGCCAGGAGCUCGCCGACGUCCAGCGCGAGGAACACGAGCUCGGCCUCAAGCUCCACCGCGCCUACAAGCGCCUCGACCGCGAGGCCGAGUGGGAGCCCACCACCCUCUGGGUCCGCAGGGUCACUGGGUAG
Molecule: messenger RNA, 2172 nt
Organism: Thermothelomyces thermophilus ATCC 42464
Lineage: Eukaryota; Fungi; Ascomycota; Sordariomycetes; Sordariales; Chaetomiaceae
Exons: 3
Coding region: 1-2172 (723 amino acids)
Source: RefSeq, a predicted model, not a curated record